This is a messenger RNA of Lactuca sativa (garden lettuce), 602 nucleotides long. RefSeq names its product vacuolar protein sorting-associated protein 60.2. The record is from RefSeq and is a predicted model, not a curated record. Gene Ontology annotation, biological process: late endosome to vacuole transport via multivesicular body sorting pathway; vesicle budding from membrane. Gene Ontology annotation, cellular component: multivesicular body. Lineage: Eukaryota; Viridiplantae; Streptophyta; Magnoliopsida; Asterales; Asteraceae.
AUGGCUGUGAUGUACUCCUGUUGCUCAGAAGGACAAUGUGACAUGUUGUACAAUCAAACAUUCAACCUGGAUCAAGUUGCAUUCACUUCAGAAGGGAUUAAAGAUGCUCAGCAAAAUAUGAGAACUUUGAAAUUAGCAAACAAAGAGCUGAAAGGAAUGAUGAAAACUGUGAAGAUACAAGACAUUGAUAAUAUGCAAGAUGAAAUGAUGGACAUGAUGGAUAUAAGCAGUGAGAUACAAGAAUCUGUUGGUAGAAGUUACAGUGUGCUAGAUGAUAUUGAUGAAGAUGAUCUCAUGGGUGAACUUGAUGCUUUGGAGGCAGACAUGGGUCAAGAAACUGAAGGUGAAGGGGUACCUUCAUAUCUUCAACCUGAUAAUGAGCCCGAUAUGAAUGAAGAGCUUAAUCUGCCUACAGCUCCAAGUGAACAUGCAGUGCCAGCUGGCAGAGUUAACAAUCAGGUAACUUUUUGUUGGAUAAGGUGUCUAAGUCCAUAACUUAUUUGGUAUAUACUUGACCCGACCCAACAUGGUCCAUUUGGGUUGCACUUCACCCGAACAAUUUAUAUGGAUAAUCUUAUGAGAAUAGUAUGUUUAUGAUUUAU